Messenger RNA from Musca domestica (house fly), 1867 nucleotides. RefSeq names its product histone H3-like centromeric protein cid. Bases 131 to 1198 code for a protein of 355 amino acids. Gene Ontology annotation, cellular component: nucleosome. Gene Ontology annotation, molecular function: DNA binding; structural constituent of chromatin; protein heterodimerization activity. The transcript is spliced from 4 exons. The record is from RefSeq and is a predicted model, not a curated record. NCBI's taxonomy places the organism in Eukaryota, Metazoa, Arthropoda, Insecta, Diptera, Muscidae.
GUGUCAGUGGUGUCACACGUCUGCGAUGUUUAUAUAAUCUCAAUGCUUCCAAGACGUAAAUGAGAAAAUAUGGAAGAAUUGGAGACACAUUUGUUGAAAAUUUGUGCUACGCAAUACCAAUUAAUUAACAAUGCCUCGCGCCGGACCUCGUUCAAAAGUCAAAGAAAGUGUAAUUGUUCAACGUCGAGGUGGUAGUCUGGGAGAAAGCAGCACAAGUAGUCAGGAUGAGGACGAUACAAAUAUAAAUCAGACAACAACAGAUGAUAGUGCCACUGCAUCACCCCGGCGAAGUCAGCGACGUAACACAAUGUUGCCAGUUAAACCAAGCGAUGGAUUUCGUACGCCAGAUAGUGAUGUAAAUGCAACGGAUUAUGGUUUGGAGUUUACUACCAGCCACAUACAGAAUCCAUCGCCCAGACGUUGUUCUACCCUGAGAACUGGUAGUUCUCAAGAGGAGUCGGCAACAAGAAAACGCGUGGAGCCUGGCGAUAAGGAGAAUAGUGUAGUUGGCAGUGAGCAAGAUACAACAACACCAACAACGACGGCGGCAGCAUCUAAGGCCAAACAGAAAUCUGCCAAAUCAAAGGGAAGGGGAAAACCUUUGGCCGAAAAGCAAAAUGUUCAAAAUGCCUCAACAGAAUCAGUCUCACAGGAAGACACUAUUAGCAGAAAAGAAACAGAGGCAAGGGAUGCUCAUGAAGAAAGUGAAAAUAGAAGAAUAGAACCUGCCAGUACGCUGAAAAAACCCCCUAAAAAUUCGGCACCAAAGAAGACGACGACCAUAGCCAAAAACAAAAAAGCCACCAAACCCGCGCAACAAGAUCCGCAAUCAUCUGUGGCACAAGAACCAUCUGCGGCAGCGCCCCCACCACCUCCAACUACGAAAAAAUCACGAAAACAAAAAACUCCCAUACAAAAGGAUCUAAUGUUCUUGCGGGAUGUACAAAAAUUACAAAAUCGUACUAAUUUCUUAAUACCACGUUUACCAUUUGCAAGGCUUAUACGUGAACUUAUAUUGGAUUCAUCGCGGCAAGUGGAUCGAAUCACCCCAACGGCAUUGGAAGCAUUGCAAGCUGCCUCCGAAAUGUAUGUAACACAACGGCUACAGGAUGCCUAUAUGUUGACACUGCAUAGGGGACGUGUAACACUGGAUGUUCGCGAUAUGGAAUUGAUUAACUUUUUGAAAAUGCAUAUUUGAAGGAGGGAAGAAAAAACACUCAUAUCGGAUAGCCAAAUUAGCAUUUACAAAUAUGAAAUUUUGAAUAUCUUACUUUUUUAUUUAAAGAUAGUUAACACGUAGAAUAUUGUUCUGUUCCAGAACCUGCAAGAAUCUACUGGUUUUAAUUUUUUUUCGAUAGCAUAAAGAGAAAAUCGCUUAUCCUAGUAAACAUUUUUAUAUUCUUGUAGUUCUAGAACAAAGCAAUAUGUUCCAUAAUUUAUUUUCAUUGCCCUAACCUUUUUUAUUUAUACGAUUUUUUGUGUUAAAGGUAUUGUUAAAGUUACUAAUUUUAAAAAAAAAGUAUUGUUAAAGUUUUUUUUUUUUUAUUUUAGAAUGUGAAGUCUAAAACAGUUCAAUAAAUGUUAACAACUCGAAACAAAUUGUAUUAAAAUAGUAAGACAAAAAUUCUUUGGAUCCAAGUCGUGUUUUGAUCUGUGUCCCCGAGGUAAUUUCACUGUAAGGAAAUUGAGUUAAGAAUUCCCAGAGAAGUUAAAUCUAUUAUUUACUUCAAAAAAAUGGAAAAAAAAGGACACAGGUUCUUUCAUUAGAUAUCGAAAACAUAUCGAUCGAAAAUAUGGCGUUUGACUUUGUUGCAGUUUUUUUAUCUCACCCUGUAAUUUUUAUCUACUUAAAUCAUCUAUCCCACCA